AUGACCAAAGUGGUGGUUUUUGGGGCGUCGGGUGUGCAAGGCGCGGCUCAGGUCGAGGCUCUCGCACGCGCGGGUCAUCACCCUGUUGCCGUGAGCCGGAAUCCAAAGCCGCUUGCCAUUGACGACAAGCCAAUCGAGACAUACGCCGCCGACUUUUCAGAUGAAGACGCCGUCAAGGCCUCUCUGCAGGACGCCGAGGUUGUCUUCCUCAAUCUGCCGUCGACCUCAUUUCAAGCCACCGAACCGGUCAUCGCUGCUGCCAAGCUCAUCGGGAAAGCGGCAUCAUCAAGUCCUACCGUUCGCCUCCUCGUCUUCAAUACUAGCAUGCCAGUUCCCGACACGAAGCGUGGAAUCAAGUCCCAGGACGACCGCAUCGACAUGCGCCAGAUACUUCGCGAGACGGGUCUGCCCGUCAUCUGCAUACAGCCAGUGGUCUUUCUCGACAAUCUCCUCGAAGGCUGGGCAUAUCCCCCGAUUGCUGAGCGGUCGACGAUUGUGUACUGCCACAAGCCCGACCUCGAGGUGUCGUGGAUCUGUCACCGGGACGUCGCUCGUCUCAUGAUUGCCGCCAUGGAGCGACCGGAGCUCGCGGGGCGCAACUUUGCCGUGGGCGGGCCCGAGACGGUCUGUCUGGCUCAGCUGGCGGACAAGCUGUCGCGGGCGUGGGAGCGGCCGAUGGGCUACGAGAAUCAAACGGUCGAUGACUUUUGCGGCAAGAUCAGCGCGGCCAUGAAGGAACGGGCGGGGCUGGACACGGAGAGGGUCAUGAAGCAGAUGCACACGGCGUACACCUAUUACAACGAAGCGCCCGAGAAGCCGUUCAAGGUUGACAUGGGACCGAUAUUGGAAGAACUGCCGGCGGAGCUGACAUCCCUGGAGGAAUGGGGGAGGAUGACGCGACACCGUCUCCCAGCUUUGCAGUCUGUGUAG
This is a messenger RNA of Verticillium alfalfae VaMs.102, 930 nucleotides long. RefSeq lists its product as hypothetical. The transcript has a single exon. The record is from RefSeq and is a predicted model, not a curated record. NCBI's taxonomy places the organism in Eukaryota, Fungi, Ascomycota, Sordariomycetes, Glomerellales, Plectosphaerellaceae. Bases 1 to 930 code for a protein of 309 amino acids.